CGCUUUACCAAUGGCGAUCCCACGCAGCAUCCAUCCCCAUCGGCUCUUUGUUCCCCAUGUUAAAUAAUCCAAGUUGCUAGCACUUUAGUUUUGCGUGGUGCGGGUCAUGUUCUUUAUUUCUAGGAGUGGGAGCUGAAAUACUGAUCGAUUAAAGGGUCAAGAAAGGAACACUACAGAGAGAGAGAGAAAAGAGGACGUUUCCAGAGAGACCGAUGCCUCCUGCACAGUGCGUGAAGCAGUCCCUCCGCAUGUAAAGCGGGAAGAACCCAGAGAGAAAGGACAAGGCGAGAGCGUGCUUUCAGGAAAGCCCCCGGAGCUCCGGCGGGGUUACGGUGCUGGAAAGUCCCCGGAGGCCGACAAGAGGGAGGGGAGGCGAGAGCUACCGGCUCUCGACUGGCGAGACUUGAAAGCUUCCGUUUUCAAAUGGCAAUCUCCCAAGGAUCUGAGCAAAACACAAACAGCCCAUUGUAAGGGAGAGAGAGAGAGGGAGAGCCCAGGCAGUUUAGUGAGAGCGCCACGUUACCAUGAAACAAGAUGGGGACCAUCAAAGAUCUCGAUAGUUUGCACAUCUCGGUAUCAGACCCAAUUGAGAUGGAGAAUGAAUGUUUGCCAGAGGCUGUUGUCUGUAAUAACCAAGAAGAGAAAGCUGGAAAAGCUGGAUUGCAUUCCAACUGCCAGGCUCGUUGUUCAAGCCCUUGUACAGACAAUAACCUGGACAAUGAAAGUAACAGCCAUCUGGUGGAGAUGAACAUUACUGUGCCUAAAAAUGCCAAUGCAGAGACAGGCAAGUUAUGUAAAACGCCUGAGAAUGAUUUAAGCAAGGAGCAGGUGCAGGAAGAGACCAGCCAACCCCCCAGUAAGACCACUGACGAUGAAAUCAAAGCCAUUUGCCUCAAGACGAAAGAAAGCGCAAGGUUGAAUGUUGACAGUUCAGAAGCUGAGUCAGAGACCCCUUUGACAGGCUGUGAGCCAGAGGACAGAAGAAUGGAAGCGUCCAGCUGCACUGACCCUCAGCAAUCUUUUAAUCAGAAAGAGAUGGUAAAACCAACAAACGUUGAAUCAGUCCUUCAAUCAGAUAUAAACAGGCUAGAAAAUUGUCAGCAGAGCGAGAAAUUGAGUACAAACAUUGAAACAGCUGAAGGUCUUUCACAGAUAUCUACACCUGCCGCAACUAGCCAAGAUGCUGAGGUCCAGGUAGCUAUUCAAGUGCAGAAGAUAUCUGUUGCCACUAGUCCCUUGGCUCCUUUAGAUAACUAUCCAGUAUUUAAAAUCCCUGAUGUCAGAUUACGAGAUCAAAGAGUGGAGAAGCCAGCAGCAUGCCCAGUGACCCAAUCAUCUCUCACUACACUGCCUAGAAAAGAUGUUGAGAUGCAGGUGGAUAUAACAGUGCAAUGUAAAUCAGUCGCCACUGGCCCAAUGACUCCGUUAGAGAAGACGCCACUUGCCACACUCCCUGAGGUUCAUGUGGAGGCCAUGGAAGAUGAGCAACCAGAGCCAGUGCGCGAUGUCCAGUGGGAUGAAAAAGGAAUGACAUGGGAAGUCUAUGGAGCAUCCAUGGAUGCAGAAGUGCUAGGACUAGCUAUCCAGAAACAUUUGGAAAAACAAAUAGAGGAGCAUGGCAAACAAAACACUGAAGUGUUUCAAAAUGAUAAACCCAUUUCAGUGAAGGAAUCUUUGAAAAAGGAAGAAAACAAGAGACGGCAAAGCAAUGUUUUUCAAGCAGUUCUGCACAACAUAAGAAGUCCACAGUGCUGUACCCGUGGGAGCACUGCAGCAGAAUGAUUUUGAUUUAUUUGCGCCCAUUGAUUAAAUGAUGAAGAAAUAUGAAAACUAUUUCAUUUCCCUAUCUUUUUCAUGCUUUACCUAGGCAAGUUGAUUAAUCAUGAAAAUUAAUUUGUGUCACAGAGAUAAAAGAUUAUAAAUACAUAAGGAAGUGAAGCAUGAAUAUGCUUAAAGCAGAUAAUUUAUUUCAUUUAUUCUUACGAUGUCUUUCUUUUAUCUUAACAUGUUUUAAAAUAGAACUACUCAUCUAUUCACACAUUUCCUAGAAUUGCAGCGGUGCACGUGUAAUAAUAACAUGUACAUAGAUUCUUUGGUUUCACAAAAAAUGACGUAAAAUUGCUAUUUUAUUCCCAAUACCUGAUCUUGCUAUCAGAAACCAACUACACACAAUAAGAUGACUGGCAGUACAGAUCCCUGGCAUCUAUCAUCACUGCUCUGAAAAGGUUGACAAGGAUAAAUGCAGCCUCUCCUAUUUCCCUGCAGUCCACUUCACCUGUGGGGAGUCACUGGUCUGAAGUUGGUGUCUCCCUCCAGUGAUGAAGUUAUGUGUCGGGAACUCAAGUGUUAUUGCAGAUGGAACCCAGCUUCAGACUGGAGGUGAUAUUAAUUGAUGUUUAUUUGGGCUGCAUUUGCCAUAUCAUUCAAAUCUGCUUUUGAAUUACAUUCAAUUACAUUCAAUUUUUUUAAAAAAUCAUUGAAGUGUUUUUUUUUAUUUUCCUUUUAUAUAUGUUUCAUUAGAAAAACAGCUGGCCCUUAUUAAAACAAAAUGCCUGUGCAUAAUUUGCUAAAUCCUUUGUGUAGUAGAUAAAUUCAGUUUAAUUUAUUCAAAAUAAGGGCUUGCCAAGGAGCAUUUUAAAACUUUAACUGAAAACAAAAUAAUUGGGUAUGUUUUGCCUGGUUAACAGAACUGAAACAAUGUGAAAACUGAACACUUCAAAUAAAUUAUUUUCUACAAUUGUAUUAAGAUAUUUUCAGAUCAGUAGAAUCUGAGCACAAUCCCAGCACUGCUUGGCAAUUCUGUUUCUAUUUUUCUAACUAUUUCUAGCUUUCUAGUGUGGCUGUUAUUCUAAUAAGAUAAGAAUAACUUAUCCAUUGAACAAAUACAAAAAAAAACACCCAAAAAUGUGUAGUUGCCUCAGCUUAGUUACUGUCUGAAGUCAUUUUCUUAUACAAUAACUUGCUGGCUGCUAAUGAGUGGUAUGUGUGCUAACAUAAUUGUAGAUUCAAGGUUUUGUAUUGGUCACUUUACACUGAUAUAUUGUUAUUAUUGAUCCUUUAGAUUUCCACAAGCAGAAAUCUGAAGUAAAGUGUUUGCUGAAUGUGGUACUGAAUUAAACCCUUGGGUGCUCUAUGUUGAAUGAAUAGAAAUAACCAUCAAAUAUUACAGUUUACUCCAUCCUCUCACCAGAAAAGGCAGUAAACCUCUUAUUACAAUUUGUUUUUCUAUGUGGACAAUGCUCCAUUUAUUCACAAAAUAUAAUCUAUCUGUAAAACCUUGCUGUUUUGUGGCUAAUCUCAAUGCCAGAACUUGCUUCUUAAAAAUAUGUCAAGGUCAGGUUUCUGUUUCAUGUUAUGAAUAGUUUUAGUAUGGGUUGUUAAAAUAUUGUAAUCUCAAAUGUUGUAAAACUGCAAAAAAGAUUGG
Molecule: messenger RNA, 3424 nt
Organism: Rhincodon typus (whale shark)
Lineage: Eukaryota; Metazoa; Chordata; Chondrichthyes; Orectolobiformes; Rhincodontidae
Product: G protein-regulated inducer of neurite outgrowth 1-like
Exons: 2
Coding region: 535-1782 (415 amino acids)
Biological process (GO): neuron projection development
Cellular component (GO): plasma membrane
Source: RefSeq, a predicted model, not a curated record